AUGGAGACGGCCGCCGUGCCCGUGUCCAGAUCGGCCUGCCGCGCCACGCUCCCCUCCUCCUUGGCGCCCCGCCAGAGCCGCGUCGCGCUCCCCCGCCGGGCCGCGCCGAUGCAGCGCCUCGUCACGCGCCGAUCGGCUGCUGCCGACGACAAUGCGGCAGCGGAGGAGCGCCCUAUCGAGAAAAAGUUCACUGCCUUCCCGGCCGUCAUGGACAUCAACAAGAUCCAGGAGAUCCUGCCCCACAGGUUCCCAUUCCUAUUCGUAGAUAAAGUGAUCGAGUACAAGGCGGGAGAGUACGCUGUUGCGAUCAAGAAUGUAACAAUAAACGACAACUUUUUCUGUGGGCAUUUCCCAGGCCGACCCAUAAUGCCUGGUGUUCUCAUGGUUGAGGCUAUGGCGCAGGUUGGAGGGAUUGUGAUGUUGCAACCUGAAGUUGGUGGAUCAUCACAAAACAAUUUCUAUUUCGCAGCGAUAGACAAAGUGAGGUUCCGCAAGCCAGUACUUCCUGGGGAUACUUUGGUCAUGAGAAUGACGCUAGCUAAUCCUCAGAAGAGAUUUGGGUUUGCGAAGAUGGAAGGGAAAGCUUACGUGGAUGGUAACAUAGUAUGUGAGGGGGAAUUCGUCCUUAAGAGCGCGGCAGGUCAACACAAAGAGACCUAG
Messenger RNA from Lolium rigidum, 660 nucleotides. Its product is annotated as 3-hydroxyacyl-[acyl-carrier-protein] dehydratase FabZ-like. The coding region runs from base 1 to 660 and encodes 219 amino acids. Gene Ontology annotation, molecular function: hydro-lyase activity. The transcript is spliced from 4 exons. Lineage: Eukaryota; Viridiplantae; Streptophyta; Magnoliopsida; Poales; Poaceae. The record is from RefSeq and is a predicted model, not a curated record. Gene Ontology annotation, biological process: fatty acid biosynthetic process.